AUGUCUUUGCAAGCAAAACUCAAAGCGGCUACUUUUGACGACAUUGUCACCGAUCAGGUUGCGAUAAACCGGUUCACCAAUGCACGGGACAGGCUGACCAGACUUCGGUCCGUUGCUGGUGUUGUGAUCAAAGACAUUCCUGUUGACCUCUUGCGGAUAUUGGUGGGGGUAUCAAGACUGAAUCUCGGAUCGCCUACAGAAAUGAAGAAAGCAGACAUGAAGAAAGGAGAUUAUUGUGAAUUUAUUGGUACCAAAGUACAAGAAUAUCAAAUCGCAAAAGCAAACGGAACGCUAGCAACAAUGUACAACCCUGCACCAACGAUUGUGACUGUGAGAAAGUGGAACAUUAUUAGAUUGAUCAAGUGCCUACUCUGUGAAGCAAUGCACUCAAUUCUAGACAAGCGAAAUGGUAGUCUUACCAGAGAAGAGCUGAAUGAUCAGAAGAGAACUGGGCAAACCUUCCAUGAAUGGCUCAUGGUACUGUACCACGAUCUUUCCCAAUUCAAAAAAUCCGCUUAUCCAGACAUCUACAAUGACCCCCUGGAUACUAUUUGUGGCACGUACCAGUGA
Messenger RNA from Cylindrotheca closterium, 570 nucleotides. Lineage: Eukaryota; Bacillariophyta; Bacillariophyceae; Bacillariales; Bacillariaceae. The record is from the annotation of a GenBank genome assembly.